Messenger RNA from Macadamia integrifolia, 4013 nucleotides. RefSeq lists its product as uncharacterized. The transcript has 9 exons. The coding region runs from base 106 to 2838 and encodes 910 amino acids. NCBI's taxonomy places the organism in Eukaryota, Viridiplantae, Streptophyta, Magnoliopsida, Proteales, Proteaceae. Gene Ontology annotation, molecular function: protein binding. The record is from RefSeq and is a predicted model, not a curated record.
CCCAUCGAAAGGAAAAGAAAGAAAAAAAAAAUGGCGUAAAAGAAGAGACAGACCAAAGGACAAAGAACGAGACAGAGGUGGUUCGGAAGGGAAAAAGGAUCAACGAUGGGUCAGAGUAAGAUCACGAGGAAGAAGAAAGGCAGACCAUCGAAGUCCGAUCUCGGCCGCCGAGGAGGAUUCCGACGGAGUUCUCCUGAUAGACCAUCGGAAAAUGAGUUGCGUCGCAGUCUCCGGCGUCGGAAUCCCACUUAUCACGACGAUUUCUACGAGGACGAUGAAGAGGAAGACGACGACGAUGAGAGAAAAGAGAAGAAGUUGAAGUUGGUCCUGAAGCUACCACAUAAAGCCGGUUUUGGUGGUGGUGGUGGUAGUGGUGGUGUUGACUCCUCACCCACCCUGACUCGGACAGAAGAAAACGUGGCCCACGCGUCUGCUUCGUCCUCCGAUAACGGAGACGGUAAUAAGCCCUUCAAGAAGCGGAAGAUCGACGGUGAAGGUGAUGAUGGCUGUUACGAUGAAGGCGAAGGUGAUGAUGCCGAUUGUGAUGAAGAAGAUGAUGCUCACUCCAUUGGAUCUGAUCAUCGGAAGAAGGAAGGAAGGCGAUAUUCGGAUACCAAAGGAAUGGGCUCUGUUCUGGGUUCUCUAUCUGGUUCUUCAUCUGGGCUUCCGUUACCGUUACCAGACAAGAAAUCAUUGGAGCUAAUUCUAGAUAAGCUUCAAAGGAAAGACACAUAUGGUGUUUAUGCAGAGCCUGUUGAUCCCGAAGAGCUUCCUGACUAUCACGACGUGGUUAAGCAACCAAUGGACUUUAGCACUGUAAGGAAGAAGCUGGCUAAUGGAGAUUACUCUACCUUGGAACAAUUUGAGAGUGAUGUUUUCCUCAUUUGCACAAAUGCAAUGCAAUAUAAUGCUCCAGAAACCAUAUAUUUCAAACAGGCACGCUCCAUACAAGAGCUAGCAAGAAAGAAAUUCCAGAGAUUAAGGAUUGAUAUUGCACGCACUGAGAAAGAGCUUAAAUCAGAGCAGAAAACCAAAUCCAAUUCUGCCAUGAAGAAACCAAUGAAAAAGCCCUAUUGCAGGACUGUGCAGGAGCCUGUCGGCUCUGAUUUCUCCUCAGGUGCCACUCUUGCUACAAUGGGAGAUAUCUGUACCUGGUCAAAUGUGACACAAGCUGGUGGUUGUGAGAAGCCUAACAAUACUGAUGGACCUGUAGAUGGAAAUUCUUCCCUGAAUGAUAAUAAGCCAGAAAAGACAGAGGAACAACAGUCAGGGAAGGGGCUCCCAUCUAAAUUUGGAAGGAAGUUGUUUGUGAUUGAUGAAAACCGUCGCACAACUUAUAAUUUAUCCAAUCAUCCUGUGGUUAAAAUGGAUUCAAUCUUUACAACUUUUGAAGGCGAAAGCAAGCAGCUGGUUGAUGUCGGUCUUCAUGCAGAUCAUUCCUAUGCAAGGAGCCUGGCUCGUUUUGCUGCAACUCUUGGACCUGUUGCCUGGAAAGUUGCCUCCCGGAAAAUUGAGCAGUCCCUGCCUGUGGAGGUGAAAUUUGGCCAUGGCUGGGUUGGGGCAUAUGAACCACUUCCAACCCCGGUAUUAAUGGUUGGCAGAAAUACUCGGAAACAACUGGGCUAUGGUACAAAUUUGAACUGUACUGCUGCUUUAAGAAAGGAGGAGAAGAAUGCAGAGGGGUUGACGGCCAUGCAAGAUACUAACCUGGGCUUCAGAACUCAGAAUUCAUCAGAGAUGGCAGCUCCUAGUAAGACUGAGGAACCUGCAAAGGUGAGUCCUGUUAGUGGGCCUACUUUGGAUGGGAAAUUGUUCGGUGUUACUGGGACCAAACUACUCACUGGUGCUGCAUGUCAGCAGCAGAAAUCAAUAAGCAUACCAAAGUCGGAUAUUAAUGUCUUCAAGAAAGCUGAGUUGAAUAGCUCUUCUGUCAGUGGGAACCCCAGUGAGAUAGCCCCACGAAAGCAAUUUGAUUAUAGUUCCGAAAUGACUACUUCAAGGUUGAUGGAUAUGGUUUCCCGGAACAGAAAUCUUGUGCAAUCUGUACCCCUCAAGCAAAACGAAACCAAUGGAAUUGCUGCUGGAGGAUUGCCUAGUGGUAAAGCUGUGAGUGGUUGUUUGGAUGGUAAAAAAGUAAACAGUUCAUCCCCGGACUUUGUUCCUAACCAACACACCAGGGAAGUAACAUACUUUCCCCACGGAAAUCAGGAGCAGGGUUUUAGUGACCCAGUUUUGUUGAUGAGAAUGUUGGCCGAGAAGACACAAAACCAGCAGAAAUCUUCGAAUCACACUUCAGCUAGUGCUCAACAGGCUAUGCAGUUCAAUCCAUCCUUAAGAAGAGAUGAUUCAAAUACUGCUGCCGUCACUGCUGCCCACUCUUGGAUGUCCAUUGGAACUGCAGAGUUUAAAUCAACAGACAAUAUAAGCCCUUCCAAAAUGCAGAUUGCCGCAGCUUCUCUGUACAACCCAGCUAGAGAACACCCACCUGUGUCACGAUUUUGUGAGGAAUCUCAUGGUUCUGGGGGGCUGCAGUUGCAGCAAGAGAAAAAUAAAUUCUCCCCUCGGGCUUUCCUUCCACAACCUGUCCGUUUUGGGGAUGAUCCACGGUCUCAAAGCAACAGACCGGUCGUUCUCCCUCAACUUUUAACAACCGACUUGUCAAGGUUUCAGAUGCAGCCCCGAUGGCAUGGUCUUGUGCCACAUAAUCAACCAAAGCAGAAACAGGAUACACUGCCUCCGGACUUGAACAUUGGGUUCCAGUCAUCAGGGUCUCCAGGGCGUCAAUCUUCUGGCAUUCUGGUCGACUCUCAACAACCAGACCUGGCAUUGCAGCUCUGAAUUUGGGUAGUGUUUCAUAGAAAAAGAGGGAACGAGAAGCAAGUUUAAGAGUUACUGGCUUUUGUUGUAAGGAGAGGAUUCAUUAUUUUCUUCAAACAGGAGUUCAGUUUCUCUUACAUUAGGAAAGUCUCCUCCAACACCUCCAGCGUUGCAUCAUAUGUCAAGUUAUUGACAACUGUAUCUAUUGUAAAUCCACCUUUCUGGACUGAUGCCGAGGAUGAGAGGAGAAAUUCACUGAGUCUUGGAUACAAGACCUCAGCAUUUAUCUGAUUCACCGAGUUACCCAUGGAAAAGAAUAACAAGACAAGUUGAAGGCUACGACAUUCUUCAGUGGGAUAUUUGGGAUUUUGCUGAAAGAUAUAACCAAGUCAGUUGAAUUAGUUGCUUUCUUGGUCUUGCUAUUCUGGCCAAGGAUAUUGACAUGAAUUGGGGAAGAUAUAUCAUUUGCUGCACAUGAACAUGCAACUUAGGUAGCUCAUAUAAAGUAGGUGGUAUAAUUGGGAAAUCCAUUGGAUUAUGUUUUUUUUACAUUAUCAUGAGAUGGGUAUCAAUUGUUCAGAUUUUUUGGUUGUCUUCAUUAUCUCUGGCCUGCUGAUGAUUCUUGGUUCUGACGUUGGACUAAAAGAAGGAAUUUCAUCUACUACAGUGUUUUGUUAUGUGCUCUCUCCAUGGAAAUGUGGUAUUGCAUAUCAUUCAACUGAUGCAUUUCAAAUUUGAAGUCAGCUGUGAUCUUGGAACCAGAAUUGUAGUUGAGAACUGUUGUAGCCUUAUAGGUUAGAAUUGACUUGCUGGUCUUUUGCAGCUGAAUGUGCAUCUUGUGAAUGAAGAUUUAUUUCAGGGACAUCUAGAGGAGACUGGCUGGGUUAUUUGUAUUUUUGGUGGACAUGCAAAUAUGUAAGUUUCUCUUUAUUCCAUACACGACCCUGUAUCUCCACCUACCAGGGGCUGGACUAGCAAAAAACAGUGGAAGGGUUUAGUACGUGUUGGAAACACUAAAUUAGGUUCAGGUCCAUGUUGCAUCUAGUGGCAAUUUGGAUGAUAGGAAGUAUCUUUGGAAACUGAGAUUUGAGUUGAUGUUAACUUCGCAUGUAUGUGAUAUGUCUAGCAUAAUUUGUCAGACAAGUGGGAAUUUAGCAAACUACACAAUAAAAUCAAGGGAUUUUACAUUGGUUUCA